AUGCCUUGGAUACGCUCGAUUCUACUCUUUGGACUUCCAUUGGUGUCCUCGGCUCCGGCCCUGAACGCCGCGGACGAUGAAAGCACGGCGGUUGGCACUUUGAAAGAGGUGGUAGGGUCGCUUCCUGAAGAAUCAUGGCGAGCGGUAUUGCAAGAGGAUAUGCGAGAUGUGGUCGAGGACGCACGUCAUGCGAUUGAUGCUGCGUUGCGAAGCGAUGACGCGGUAGUAGUUGUCGCUGAGCAGGAGGACUCUUACAUCAAAGAGCAGCUUCGGAAACGUCAGGACACCAACACCACAAUUACCAGCGUUGUGGCAACGACGACAAUUCCGGCAAGCGAGACACCGGUCAGCAGUAGCAGUGUGGUGGUAUCGACCACGCCCAGCACAUCAUCAUCCACUUCAGAGACGGAAGCCACGCAAGCCAGUAGUAGUUCUUCCGUACCUCCGCCCAAUACACCCAGUGCGGAGCCCACGAGCACUACCGGAGGUCAGACAUCAACRACGACGACCGUCGUCGUGCCCUCGGUUUCGACCGUGCUUCCUUCUACGUCUUCUUCGCGAGAGCAGGACUCAUCAUCUGUUGUAAUAGACCCGACCACUGAACCCAGCACAACCAACCCUCCACCCACCACUAACCCACCACCAACCACUGCGUCCACCACAACAACACCAUCACCAACAACAAACGAGCAAAGCAACUCCAACACCCCAACAACACGACCUUCAACCACACAACCUCCAACAUCCCAAACCCCAACAACAACAACAACAACAACAAGAACCCCACCACGAACCUCCACCACAAACGUAGUAGUAGACCCAAGCGGAAGCAUCAUAACCUCCAUCCCACCCCUCGCAACAGCAACAGACAGCUCAGGCAACACCAUAAUCCUAACCUCCCCAACCCCAGGAGGAGCAUUCACAACCUCGGACCAAAACGGCAACAUCGCCACAGUAACUUACACCCCCGGAGGAGGCAUCGUCAGCCAAGUCCGUUACAGCACAACAACCCUCCCAAACGGUUCGAAAUCCACUAUAACUUCUUUCGCUACGGUCGGUACUCCAGCGGACCCAACCUCAGACGAGUCUUCGAAUCCUGAGGCUUCUGAUGGCGCGACUUUGCAGAAUGGAGCUGCGAUGCCAUUAUCAUCCUGGUAUUCUGUGGAGUUUGCGUUGGCUGUUGGUGUCGCUUUUGGUAUCGCUGGUCUUGUUCUGUAA
This is a messenger RNA of Ramularia collo-cygni, 1218 nucleotides long. RefSeq lists its product as uncharacterized. The transcript is spliced from 3 exons. Lineage: Eukaryota; Fungi; Ascomycota; Dothideomycetes; Mycosphaerellales; Mycosphaerellaceae. The record is from RefSeq and is a predicted model, not a curated record. The coding region runs from base 1 to 1218 and encodes 405 amino acids.